GCUGACGCAAAUUUUUCGCCGCUUGCACGCAGUGUAGAUCCAGUCAGAGAUCGAAUAAGUCCUAUAUAACGCAGAGCGCUGCAGGUAGGAUAGAAUUAGUUAGAUAAGGAACAUCCGAUUGCCAGUACCACUUGGGUUUCACGCGAGAGUGGACGCUGCUCUGUUUAAGAUGAAGGUAUCAUUUUGGGCGAAAUCAGCACUGAUUUUUUCGUGUGGUGUGUUAUAUUCUUGUGCCCUAGAGGUUUCGAUUCCAAAUGGGAAGAUUAUUGGAUUUGAUACGUUGAGGACGAGGGAUGGAAGAGUGAUUCACAGCUUCACAGGGAUCCCUUUCGCUAAACCUCCGGUUGGACCUUUAAGGUUCAAGGAGCCGCAACCAGCAGAGCCAUGGAAAGAGCCACUUGAUGCCACAAAUAAUGCAACAAUGUGUGUACAAUUCGAAUUCGCCAAUCUAUUUGAUCCUAAUGAUCCAGGCCAGGAGGACUGCCUUGUCCUUCACGUGUACUCUCCGAAGGUGGACAAGUCAGCAAGACUCCCAGUAAUGGUCUGGAUUCACGGUGGUGCAUUUCAGAUGGGAGCUGGCUCCGUCUACGGGCCAGAGCUACUACUAGAUAAAGAUGUUAUAUUGGUCACCAUCAACUACAGACUGGGAACUCUUGGGUUCCUGAGCACUGGUGACGAAGUAAUCCCUGCCAAUCUUGGUUUGAAGGAUCAAGCUCUCGCGAUUAAAUGGGUCCACGAAAAUAUCGAGUACUUCGGCGGAAAUCCCGAUUUAGUAACCUUGUUUGGCGAGAGUGCCGGAGCUAUGAGUGCUCAUCUGAAUCUUUUGUCACCGCUAAAUAAAGGUCUGAUUCAUAGAGUCAUAUCAAUGAGCGGAUCUGGAUAUUGUCCAUCGGCAAUCAUACCUCCACAGUUGCUUAAGGACAGGACAAAAGCACUGGCUGUAUUGUGCAGCUGUCCACCUGAGCCCUCUCACGAACUCCGAAAAUGCAUGCAAAUGGUUCCAGUUGAAUUACUCGUACAGAUGGCCAAUAGGUUCCAAGACUGGGUUGUUGGCGAUCUUAAUUUUGCACCAACCAUCGAGUCCGAAACAAAAAAUGCUUUUCUUCCAAAAGAAUUAGAUAAAUUGGGGUCCAAAAUCCCUUUUAUGACAGGAAUUACCUCUGGCGAAGGAGGUUUCUUUGCUUCCAUCAUAAACAGGGUAGGACUCGGAAACGAACUGAAAGAAAAUCCCCAGAGGGUUUUACCGAGUGCUUUACUACUGAAGUCAAGGUUCCCGAGGGACAAACUUUCAAGCGUGGCCAAGCAAAUCCAGAAAUUUUACUUUGGCGAUAAGCCUGUGGACAUGAAUGCUUCAGCGGAAGAAGUCAUCAACAUGUUCACGGAUAGAUGGUUUCUACAUGGAGCCGUUGAAGCAGCCAAAAAGCACCAUGGAGAUGCGUAUCUUUAUUUGUACGAUCAUCUACACGCUGUUUCUUUCAAUGACAUUUUAGAUGGAGCAGGCAUAAUCAAAAGUGUAACACACGCAGAUGAUCUACUCGAUAUUUUCCCGCUUCAGCUAUACUUCCCGGAAAGAACAUGGACCGAAGCUGAUGCUAAAGUCUCCAGAAAAUUUAUCGAUAUUAUAACUGAUUUUGCCAAAAAUGGGAAACUCACUGAUAUCGACUCGAAGUUGCAGCCAGUAAGCAAAACGGCAAAGACGCAACAAUACCUACACAUCACGGCACAAGGGUUGGCGGUUAAAGAAAAUCUCUAUUCAAAAAGAUUGAACUUUUGGCUGUCGUUGUUGGAUGGUAAAUUAGAGGAAACUGAAUCAUCAAGGCAAAUACGGGAUGAAUUUUGAUCACAAAGACAAUUUACCGCGUGCAUGGUUCCUAUGUGUAUGAAAGAGUAGGAAUAGACUUAUCGAGGUAUCCGUCCUACCAAAAAUACUGAGUGCUCAUAAAUGUGUUUGGAGAUUUAAACGCAGGAGUAGAAAAGUAGAUAGGUGCAUAAAAACGCAACCUCAACGAUCGUUACCUGGUAGAAACACAAUUUGACAUGUUUCUUCUUCAACCCCCACCCGAGAACACUCCCCUCCCCCUACCCAUGUCAACCAUGUCAAAUCAAGAGCAUCGCUGUGGAUGUGGAAGCACGGGAUACUAGAAUGCCUUCAAUUCUUUGAUAGGCAACACGGACAUCCAUCGUGCACGAAUAGUUGUAUCAGGGCGUUGGGCACCGAAUACCUUACUAUACUCGAUGCAGUGACCAAGAUUAUCUAAACGACGACGCCUAUAUUCCAUGCUGUACCAUCUUUAAAACUUCACAACCUCUCUCAUUUGCUUCUGGCACCCGAAUACAUUCCUUUACAGGGUGCCUCAGAAAAAAAAAAAAAGUACUUUAUGGCUCGACUUUAUGGCUUGUUUGGUAUGGUCAUGUCAAUAAGAUGACGGAAGAGAGGCUGCCAAAAAAGAUGCUUGAUUGGGUUCCUCCUGGGAGGAGACGUAGGGGACGCCCAGUGAGAGGUUGGCGACAGGGGGUGUUAAAUGAGAUAAGAGAUUGUCAACUCCCUGAUGACCUGUGGGAAGACCGAGCUUUGUGGCGAUUAGGCGUCGCACAGCGCCAAAGAGCGCUAUAACAUAUAUAUAUAUAUAUAUAUAUAUAUAUAUAUAUACACACACACUUUAUGGCUCGACUCCUUUCAUUCAGGAAGACGAAUGUUAAAUCCUAUUCGUUGUUAUUAAAAAAAAUCAUAAGUUCAUUUUUAUUUUCUCUUUUUGGCGUCUCCUGGGUGACGAAUCUUGGAUAAAAAUGUAUAACUUUCAUGGUCUUUUCUCAUUUGCGUUGAAUAAAAAACUGAUUACCCAGUGCACUGGUUAAUAACUA
Bemisia tabaci is the source of this 2862-nucleotide messenger RNA. RefSeq names its product carboxylic ester hydrolase. Lineage: Eukaryota; Metazoa; Arthropoda; Insecta; Hemiptera; Aleyrodidae. The record is from RefSeq and is a predicted model, not a curated record.